AUGGCCGCCGCCGUCGCGCCGCCACCGCCGCAAACCGAGACGGCGCCCGUCGCAGCGCUCUGGGACGAGCUCUGCGCCGCCCCCCAACCGCCGCCGCCGCGUCGCGUCGUCAUCUGCGCGGCGACGACGCGGCUCGUCGAGCUGGCGCGCGCGGCCCUGAGCGAUGAUGUAUCAACGGAGUCCGCGACGGUCGGCUGCUGCGCGGUCUCCGCGGUCGAGGGCGCCGAGACGUGGCAAGUCGUGGGCCGGCCCGCCGUCGCCGCGGACCUCGUGAGGCCGGAGAGCGCGGUCGGAGGCGCCCUGCGCGCCGCCUCGCACUCCGCCGCCGUCGUCGUCGUCGACGGUGGCCACGCGCCGGCCGCCGCUUUCCAGAGCUGGCUCACGGCGCUCGACGGCGCGCCCACUUUGGUAAUCGCCUUCGGCGGGUCGCGGCUGGGCGCGCUGCGGCGGCGCUGCGGCGACGCGGGCGUCGCGCUCGCGGCGCUGCGCGAGGCGGGCGACGCGACGAUGCGGGCGACGCUCCGCGAGGCGUUGAUGGCGUUGCUGACGGGCGCGGCGUCCCCGGCGUCGCGCUACGACGGCGACGAGGCCUUCUACGCGCCGGGCGAGGCCGCUUUGGACGCGCCGGACGGCGACGACGGCGUCGUGGAGGAGCUGGCGGCGCCACCAACCGUGAUCGAGGACCGGGACGCGUGGCUCCAGAACCUGGCAAAUCGCGCGGGUGAUCACGAGGCGCCGGCGACGCCCACGGCCGCGGCGGCCGCGGCGGCGCCGACGCCGGAGUCGUCCAACGCGCGAAGCUUCUUCGAGGGGCUCCUGAAUUCGCCGGGCAAGUAA
Messenger RNA from Pelagomonas calceolata, 837 nucleotides. The record is from the annotation of a GenBank genome assembly. Lineage: Eukaryota; Pelagophyceae; Pelagomonadales; Pelagomonadaceae.